AUGGGAGUAUGGCAGCAGUCGAUACGAAGUAGAGUAUUGGCUGAGCUUACUGGAGGGAAAAUGAUUUUGAGACAGGGAAAUGAAACAGUAGAAGAGGCAAAGAAAAACUGCAUGUGCUCCAAAAUAUACGACCCAGUGUGUGCCUCCAAUAACAAGUCUUACUAUAAUGUCUGUCAAAUGGAAUGUGAAAAUGAAGCGAAUACUGUCUUCGUCGUCCAUCAUGGGAACUGUAUACCAUAUUAA
Leptosia nina is the source of this 243-nucleotide messenger RNA. Lineage: Eukaryota; Metazoa; Arthropoda; Insecta; Lepidoptera; Pieridae. The record is from the annotation of a GenBank genome assembly.